AUGAGUGCCGUGGAGAAGGAGCAUGGCAUUGUGUGUCAGAAGGCAGUGGUCCUCAUAGCCAACCUCUGUACCCAGGACAGCCCGCUGGUGGACCGCGACACCUGCGAGGAGUUCCUCUUCCUGAUUUCCAGACAGGACUACGGUGUUGACCAACCAGGCUCAGACGUCACCGCUGGGCUCCCCGUAGGCGUGCUGGUGGUGUGCGGCCUGGCCCUCCUGCUGCUGCUCGUGCUUGGCUCCUGGAAGCUGUGCCGGCCGCCCCGCCACAGCAAGGCCGCCUGCUCUGGCUCGGCCCCCGCGCGCCCCCCGGACGAUCCACCCUCCCGCCCGCCCGGUCCCCAGCCACCACUGGUCAGCAUGGCAGCGGAGAAGCUGAAGGAGUCCUUGGCGCCCAUGGGCUUCCUGGAGGCGGCCGUGAAGAUCAGCCACACGUCGCCCGACAUCCCGGCCGACGUGCAGGUGUCCAUGCGGGAGCACUUCCUCCGGCGCACGCAGCGCAUGCAGAGGCAAACCACAGAGCCCGCCUCGUCUACCAGGCACAGUUCCUUUAAACGCCACCUGCCCCGUCAGAUGCAGGUCGGCAGCCUGGACCUGGGUGACGACUACGUGGACGUGGACGAGCAGCUGACCAGCAUCGGCCGCAUCAAGCCCGAGCUGUACAAGCAGGCGGCGCCGGAGAGCGAGGGGUCAGGCAAAGGCGGCGGCAAGACCUGCGGCAGGAUCAACUUCUCGCUACGCUACGACUACGAGAACGAAAUGCUGCUGGUCCACGUGCUGAAGGCCUUCGACCUGCCGGCCAAGGAUCUGUGCGGCAGCUCCGACCCCUACGUCAAGAUUUACCUGCUGCCCGACCGCAAGAAGUUCCAGACGCGCGUGCACCGCAAGACGCUCAACCCCACCUUCGACGAGUCCUUCCAGUUCCCGGUGCCCUACGACGAGCUGCCUGCCAGGAAGCUCCACCUCAGCGUGUUCGACUUCGACCGCUUCUCCCGCCACGACAUGAUUGGCGAGGUCGUGGUGGACAACCUGCUGGAGGUGUCGGACCUCUCGCGGGAGACGUCCAUCUGGAAGGACAUCCUGUACGCCACCACUGAGAGUGUGGACCUCGGGGAGAUCAUGUUCUCACUAUGCUACCUGCCUACUGCAGGAAGACUCACACUCACUGUUAUCAAAUGCAGAAACCUGAAGGCCAUGGACAUCACGGGAUAUUCAGAUCCCUAUGUAAAAGUGUCUCUUAUAUGUGAUGGCAAGCGUCUGAAAAAGAAGAAGACCACCAUCAAAAAGAACACGCUCAACCCUGUCUACAACGAAGCCAUCAUCUUCGACAUUCCCCCCGAGAGCAUGGACCAAGUCAGCUUGCACAUCUCUGUUAUGGACUAUGACCUGGUGGGUCACAAUGAGGUCAUAGGCGUGAACCGCGUAGGGUGCUCAGCUGAAGGCUUGGGCAGGGACCACUGGAACGAGAUGCUGGCGUACCCCCGUAAGCCCAUUGCACACUGGCACCCCCUGCUGGAGUCCAAGAAAUCUGAAAAAGAGUGGAAAACCAGAACAGCUAGUUUUGACAGUCAGGGGUCCUGCCCUUCCCCAAAAGCCCCAGCCAGCCCAUGAUUGGUGCCACAUGUGGUCCAGAAUACCUGACACCCUCCCCCCCAUGACUAACUAUCUGUGUGCCCGAGGAAGAUCAAAGAAAACCAAACAAAAACAGAGAACAACUCUAAACUCCAGUGUCUCCAGGUCUCUUGGCUGGCGCCGCUGAGUAAUACCUCUGGUCGAAAUCUUUCAAAGCCUGGUUUUUAAUCGAGUUCUCCCGCCUCUUGUACACUGAGAAGACAGGCCUUUUGCUACAGCCUUUAUUGUGAGCGCGGGGAAAAAAACUGCUUUUCCCUUCACGUUUUGAAGUGUAUCCCUAGGCUGAGGCAAAUGAAAUCUGACCACGCAACUCUCGGAGGAGUCUAGCGUGCACGGAUGGGAGUUUUCUGCGCAUGGAGGGCCUCUUUGAUGACAGCUUUGCUCAGAGCUGCUUGCAGCCCGAAAGGAAGAUGAUCUUAUCGCCUGGAGCCAAGAGCCCGAGCGGUUUAAUGCUGAAAUGGGAGCUAAUGCGCAUGGCUGCCUAAAGGACGAAGACUCUAUCAUAGGCCAUAGUGUCCAAUCACAGGAUGACACUUCACUGAUGAAGAGAUGGGAUUGCCCAUUGCUAUGUCAUAAAUGACCCCCUUCCUCAACAACUCCCAGCCCAGAAAGACAACGCUCAUGAAUGCUUUGCAGUGACCUCGUGGAGACUUUUAAUAUAGCUGUCCCAAGUUGAUUGAUGUCGUAAUACAAAAUUGUGUUAGUAAGUCAUAAAAAGAGGCAUUUGCCAAUCUCAGCAUAGCACAAUGAUCUCAAGUGCUUUCCUUGAGCCUCCACGGACCUGUAAAAGUGAAAAUCUUCAAAGACCAGAAGGCUUGAAGUUAUUGGUGAAUACAUUUGUAAAUGAAAAAAAAAAAAUAGAAGAUUACAUAUGUAUCUUUGUUUAGGUAAAACCUUUAGUUUUAACUGUGUUUCUGGACACAAUUGUUAAAUUGUGUUUUCUGGUAACUUGGUAUUCACUUUUUCAGUAGCUUCUGUUUUUGAAUUCCAUUCCACACCUGCUGAAGUUGUAGUUCUAAGGUUGUAGAAAGUGAUGUUAUUUCGUUUACUGUUAGUUAUUCACCUAUUCAGUUCAAGCGUCCUCUAACCCAGUUUUAAGUUUGUUAGAUAUGCCAGUAACACAUGGGUUUUAUACUGGAAAAUGCAUUUGGUCGGGGUUAGGUAAGGUAAGGGGUUAGAAAUUGCAGAAACAAUUCAAGUAACUUUGCUUUAUCUUCAGUUAGGGAGCUGGGGAGCUUGGUUGGGGACUCUGAAACGUUUUGUUCAUUAAGUUAUUACUAAGCAUGAAGGAGGAGGUCUGAUGCUUGAUUGAUAUGCCCCUGUAACGCACUUCGUUAAAGCACACCAGAGGAAAUAGUGCAUUACUUUAAGACAUUAGAGGCUGUUCAGGAAGAAGGCAUCAAAGUGUUCCACGCAUGGAAGAUUUGUUGGCAGGACUUUUCAUUAUUAAAACGCCAUUUCAACUUAACUAUACCAUUAAUAAUAGCGUAAUAUACAACAGUUGCUCUAUUCUCAAUAGUGGAAUACACAACAUUUUUUGUAUCCUCAAAGCUCUCUAUUGACUCUACGCUUACACUGUAGACACUGGUAUUCCUAUUGUCCAACAGAUUAUCAAUGCAUUGUCACUCGUUAUACUGCUAUGUAAUUAAUGAUAUAAUUACGCAGUAGCAGUGCUUUGUUCAUGCCAACAUUUUGAGAUACUUAACAUCCAAUAUUUUUCAUAAUUCAGAAAAUGCAAUGUACUACACUGAAAACUCCAAAGAGGCAUGCCGAAAAUUAUUUAAAAUAUACUUCAUGACUUCAUGCCAUAAAAACAUAUAAAAUCCACAAAGAGCAUUAUAUUCAAGAACAUUACAAAUUCACCCUUUCAGCCAGUGCAACAUAACAUUUGUUAAAACCAGAAUGACAACAGUAAUUAACUGUUCACACUCCAGAAGGUCAUUCGAGCAACAGAAAAUGUGAGAUCUUAAAGUAAAGCGACAUUUUUGAGCCAGUUCUACCCUAUUUACAAACAGCAAAUAGCAUGCAGCUCCAGUAAUAAGUGUCCCUAUUUGAAGUGCACUUUACCCACCCAAACUGUAUCUACCUGACCAACCAGGUGUUUUUCCACACAAAUGAAACCACAAGAGCAACAUGGCCAAACAUGCCUGGUAACGCUGCUUCCUUUUAACAUUGGUAAUGUCCUAAAGUUGUUCUAAUGUUGCUAAAAGCAACUAGAAAAUAUGUUUAACCUUUAACAUGAAAGCCCUUAUAUCACAGGGAAAGCCAGAGCAUAUUCCCCAAUCACACACACUUAUCACAGUUGGUUAAUUUGAAUGCUGUUAGAUCACGUUCAUAUUAUAAAGUAUAUGUUAUGUCCCAAUAAUGUUAAAUCUUAAAAAAAAAAAGAAAAAAAAAAAAAAAGGCGACCCUGAUAAGCAAGAGCACCCAGGGAGUGAAAUGAAAAUAGAAUACUAAAAGUUGCAAUUAAAAAAGGUUUUAUUCCACUGUAAUUGUAAUUGAUAGUCUUUUGCAAAUUUUGUACAUUGUCACUUCAAGGGACAUACAUGAUUUUAAAGAGUGCUCACAAGCAAUUCAGUUUCAAUUUUUUUAAAUGACUUUGGCUCUUUUUUACCUAAAAAAAAACUUUAAUAAGGAGAUUUUGCCAUUAUACUAGUCCUUGUGGUAUGAAAUUGAUCUAUUAUGUGACAAUAGCUGAUAGUUUUUUCUCACUGUUCACAUUAUUCAUGCAGACAGUUGUGUUGUGCAUUUUCACUGUUCUAUGCCAUAAUGUUGUAUCAUGUUGAAUGUAGUGCUCCGUGUGUGAAAUGCAAGUUGCAUCCAAACGUUAUGUGCUGCGAGAAUGACUGCACUUGUCUGGCAGUAGAAAGCCUGGGUUGCAGUGGAGAAGCACACGGAAACAGCACUGGAGGGGAGGUUUCCUCCAGAGCCCCAGAUGUCCAGUUCUCUGUCUUUGGAAUCGGAGGGGGGACGUGCGGGAAGCACGCUCCCGUAGGACUCCAGUGAGCCGAACAUCUGCAUAAGAGCUAAGGGAACGGAACCACCCUCACAGGCGCAACUCAGCCCACGACGUCCGAAAUGCUUUCAAAAAAGCCGCUGCCUGAAGAUGGAUCACAGAGCUCUAGCUGCACUUUUCGCUGAAAUAAAUGAAAUCCAGAUUAGUCUGGGCUCUGCUUAGGAAAUGCCGUCCAUCAGCGUACGCAUCUUACAAUUGUUGAAGUUUACACAUUUCUAUAUAAUAAAAUAAAUUUCGUAUUUUGGCAGACUUGUGAAUAAGUCCAGGUGACAUCUUGAUGACUUGAUAACUUGCUGUACCUUUUUGAUUACUACCUGUUCUAACAGCAUUUAUGAUGUCCUCAGGCUCGACAAUAUAAAGCCAAUGUUUUCCUGUUGUGGGUGGAACCUGUGAAAUAGAUACAAAUGACUUCAUGGUCUGUGUGGUUUGUCAGCCUCUCUCUCUCCCCUGUGAAUGUAACAAGUUUCCAGUUUUAUAUUGAUAAUUUGUACUUGUAAUACAACUGUUGGACAACUGUUCUUGUAUCUCAAACAUGCGGAAAUAAAGAUGUCGGUUUGGUCGUUUAA
This is a messenger RNA of Electrophorus electricus (electric eel), 5211 nucleotides long. RefSeq names its product synaptotagmin VIa (gene syt6a). NCBI's taxonomy places the organism in Eukaryota, Metazoa, Chordata, Actinopteri, Gymnotiformes, Gymnotidae. Gene Ontology annotation, biological process: calcium-ion regulated exocytosis. Gene Ontology annotation, molecular function: clathrin binding; calcium-dependent phospholipid binding; SNARE binding. Gene Ontology annotation, cellular component: exocytic vesicle; plasma membrane. The record is from RefSeq and is a predicted model, not a curated record.